UUGUGAGAGCGCACCGACACAACGACUAAAGGCAGACAGACAGCGUGUUGAGGCUCUUUAUGCUUUAUAUAGAUCAUGUUACAAAAUAAAUCUCGGAAUGCGAUGAAUGACGAGAGGAUUCAAGUGGAUGUCGUCAAUAGAUGUUGAACCAGUUGUGCGUAAAAAGCGAAAAUGGCACGGGAUUGAAAUCCUUCCUCCUGACAUCGGAUGUGAUUUGAGACAGUUUGCAAAUCGGCACAUGCGUUUGAAGCAAGAAUGAAUGGAAGAUGUUCACUACCGAGACUAAGGAAGUCAUUCUAUUGUUCACUGCUGGCACUAUGUCUACUGCUGCUGGUCAGUGUGGAGUACAGCAACAUCACUGAGCCUCUACCCCCCCAAGCAGCUUUACAUGGCAUCCAGGCAUAUCAAAAGUACAAUAUUAGCUGUCCGGCUAUUUAUGACAUGGACCCAGUGGAGGUGGGUAAAUCACUUGUCAUCAGACGGGAAGUUGUGGAGGACAAUGAUGAAAGUCUGAUUAACCUCACCUCAAACUGCCUAUCAUUCAUCAAAGCCAGAGGUUAUGAUGUUGUUCAAGUCUCACAGCAGGAGAGAGACUUUCCUCUUGCUUACUCAAUUGUGGUGCAUACAUCUGCAUUGAUGAUAGAGAGACUCAUCAAAGUGGUGUACUCACCCAGUAACAUCUACUGUAUCCACUAUGAUCAGAAGUCCUUAGAACAGUUCAUCUCAGCCGUGGAAGGUUUAGCCCGCUGUCUGCCUAAUGUCUUCAUAGCCUCCAAGCGAGAAACCGUCUUUUACGCCGGCAUCAGUCGAUUGAAAGCAGAUCUCAACUGUCUCUCUGACCUUUUGAAGUCGGAAGUCCAGUGGAAGUAUGUCAUCAACCUCUGUGGCCAAGAUUUCCCCCUCAGGUCCAACUUUGAGAUAGUGUCAGAACUGAAGAGGUUAAAUGGGGCCAAUAUGCUAGAGACAAGCCGGCCCAGUGAGAGCAAGAAGCAAAGGUUCACCUUAAGCUACAAACUGAUGGAUUUCAAAAAUGAGUUAAAAAAACUUCCAAUGAAAACAGAGCAGAAGAAGACGCCACCUCCACACGGCAUCGAGAUGUUCAUCGGAAGUGCUUACUUUGUCUUGUCACGGGAGUUUAUUGUGCACAUAGACUCCUCAGCUGUGGUGAAGGAUUUCCUGGCCUGGUCAGAGGACACCUACUCUCCAGACGAACACUUCUGGGCAACCCUUGUGCGCCUGCCAGGUGUUCCUGGAGAGGUGCCCAGAUACCAGCCCGACAUCACUGACCUCAUGAGUAAGGCCAGGCUGGUGAAGUGGCAGUACCUGGAGGAAGAACUGUACCCACAAUGCUCGGGGAAACACGUCCGCAGCGUUUGCAUUUUUGGUGCAGGCGAGUUGCGUUGGUUACUCAACUAUGGUCACUGGUUCGCCAAUAAGUUUGACCCAAAGGUGGACCCAAUUGUUAUUCAGUGCCUUGAGGAGAUGCUGGAGGAAAACAGUUAUUUAAAUCAGCAACAUCUCCUUCCCAACAUAAGGGUUAACCAAAGCUAAGUAUAUGAAAAAACAGAUGCUUUAAAGAGGACCUAUCAUGCAAAAUGCACUUUUGUACAUCUUUUAUACAUGGGCUGCAACGGAUCUGAUACAGACUGAUACAGAUUUGAAAUUGUUCUGACAUCAGAAACGGGCAGCUCCGCAUUUUCAAAGUGCAUCUUUAAAAGCCAACAUGUCUCCUAAACAAGAAUACAUCUUUACUUCAGUCCCAACACUUUUUUCCUCAUGUGCCCAGUGUGAGAAAAUGAGAAGGAACCUUUCACAUGUUCCUGUUACUCAGGAAAACCCAGAGAGUUCACAUUUAUUUUUCUAGUACUCUCUAUAGAACAGAUUGUCAUGUUGAGUAUGUACUACUGUAUAUGUGCCAUUCUGGGGGUGAGGUACAGUAAGAAGAACAAAAAGAGCAUAAGGUUGAAUAACUUGGUUAAGGAAAUGGGAGUGCUAACAAAUCCUCAGUCGUUUCAACAUAUUGCAGACAAACAAGUAUGAAAGUGAUGCUUUACAUAUUCAUAUAAUAGUGUGGUGUACAGGGUGUAUUUGCCUAUAAAAAAGUUUGCAGUCUCUUUGUCGUUUGAUAUGUAGUUAAUCUAUGUAUUUAUCUGUCUAUUUUGUUAUGUCAUUAAAUAAUUUCUGAAAAUGCAAAUAAUAAAAAGAUAAAUACAAGUUUUCAAACAUAUUUUACAUUAGAGAUUAAAAUUCACACUUAUUUUGAGACAUGUACAUAUGCUCUGUUUUGAUUAAGAACUUGUGCUUUACUUCUGUGAAUUCAAUAAAUGUAUAGUGAACACUGAAAAAGCCUCUCAUUUAACCUUUUUCAUUCAUGGUUUUUCAUGACUGAGGUAUUUCUACUCAGAGCACUGACUAAAGGUUAUCUGAAAGUCUUCAAAUGAGCGAGAACAUUUGAAAGAUGCACAGGGAAGGAAAAAUAGACUCACGUUUUGCACGAGUCAUCUGUGUUUCACUUCACUGUUACUUUCUUUCCUCUUUUAACUUUGGUCGCAGGGUGUCAUUUUUAUUUCAUGAGCAAUACGUUUGCACUGUUUUUGUUAAGGUUCACUUUUAAUAAAGACUGCUGAUCAAAAGUU
Molecule: messenger RNA, 2636 nt
Organism: Gymnodraco acuticeps
Lineage: Eukaryota; Metazoa; Chordata; Actinopteri; Perciformes; Bathydraconidae
Product: beta-1,3-galactosyl-O-glycosyl-glycoprotein beta-1,6-N-acetylglucosaminyltransferase 4-like
Exons: 3
Coding region: 256-1551 (431 amino acids)
Cellular component (GO): membrane
Molecular function (GO): acetylglucosaminyltransferase activity
Source: RefSeq, a predicted model, not a curated record